GUUUGGAGGUUUUUAGCGCUUCCACCCAGGGCCACCGCUGCAACAUACACACAGUCACACACACAGUCACACCAUGAGGGACCGUCUUCUCCAAAUUUAAAACUAUCCCACAGACGAGGAGGGACCGGGGAAGGCGACGGGAAGGAUCUCCGAGGGGGAUUUGUCCUGAGAUGUAGCCCGCAGAGCCGCGGCACAGUGCGGCUGGUUGUAGUGGCUCGGUCGCCGCCUGCAUGGCUCUGCUCCGGGAUGCCAUGAAAAUCAGAGCAGGCGACUGAGAGACGGACCGCUGCUCCGCGCUAUCACACAAGACACGGCGGCGGUGGUGGUGAGCGAUGGAUCCCGCGGGAAGAUCCACAUUAGGUAGCGUUUACGAAGAGCCAAGGAGAGCUGAACGUCUCUGUUGCACGGUUUUUAGUCGCUGUCUCCAGGAUGGAUUUGAGCCGUCUCCGGAACAUCAUCAGCAGAUACUGUGUGGGGGAGGAGAACUGGGUGGACAGUCGAACAGUGUACAUCGGGCAUAAGGAACCCCCUCCGGGAGCUGAGGCCUACAUCCCUCAGCGUUACCCCGACAACCGCAUCGUCUCCUCCAAGUAUACGUUCUGGAACUUCAUACCCAAGAACUUGUUUGAGCAGUUCAGAAGAAUCGCUAACUUCUACUUCUUGGUCAUAUUUCUGGUCCAGCUUAUCAUCGACACCCCCACCAGCCCAGUCACCAGCGGCCUGCCCCUCUUCUUUGUUAUCACUGUCACCGCCAUAAAACAGGGCUAUGAGGACUGGCUCAGACACAAGGCUGACUGCUCUAUAAAUGAAUGUCCAGUGGACGUGGUGCAGCAGGGGAAGGUGGUGAGGACGCAGAGUCACAAGCUACGGGUGGGGGACGUUGUCAUGGUGAGGGAGGAUGAGACAUUCCCCUGUGACCUCAUCCUGCUGUCCUCAAGCCGCCAUGAUGGGACCUGCUACGUUACCACCGCCAGUUUGGACGGGGAGUCCAGUCAUAAGACCUAUUAUGCUGUACCAGAUACCAUGGCCUUUAGAACCGAGCAGGAGGUGGAUUCUCUACAUGCCACUAUUGAAUGUGAACAACCGCAGCCUGACCUCUACAAAUUUGUUGGACGAAUCAAUAUUUACAAGGACAAAGAAGAGCCAGUGGCUAGACCACUCGGGGCUGAGAACUUACUCCUUAGAGGAGCCACGCUGAAAAAUACACAACAUAUUUAUGCUGUUGCAGUCUACACUGGUAUGGAGACGAAGAUGGCACUAAAUUACCAGUCAAAGUCUCAGAAGCGCUCUGCUGUAGAAAAGUCGAUGAAUGCCUUUCUGAUAGUCUAUCUGUGCAUCCUGAUAAGUAAAGCAGUGAUCAACACUGUCCUGAAAUACGCUUGGCAGUGGUCUCCUGACAGAGAUGAACCCUGGUACAACCACAGGACGGAAAACGAGCGCCAACGACACGUGGUGAUCCGAGCAUUCACAGACUUCCUGGCCUUCAUGGUCUUGUUUAAUUACAUCAUCCCAGUGUCUAUGUACGUGACGGUGGAGAUGCAGAAGUUCCUGGGCUCUUAUUUCAUCACCUGGGAUGAGGAGAUGUUUGAUGAGGAGCUGGGAGAGGGAGCUCAGGUGAACACGUCUGACCUCAACGAAGAGCUGGGACAGGUGGAGUAUGUGUUUACAGAUAAGACAGGCACUCUGACUGAGAACAACAUGGAGUUUAUUGAAUGCUGUGUCGAUGGGAACGUCUACAUCCCACACGCCAUCUGCAACGGCCAAAUCCUGAGCGCUGCCUCCAGUAUCGACAUGAUUGAUUCCUCGCCUGGAGGAUACAGGAGGGAGCACGAGGAUCUGUUUUUUCGGGCGCUGUGUCUCUGCCACACAGUGCAGGUGAAGGAGGAGGAGACGGUGGACGGCAUCAAGAGGGGCAUCCACCAGGGCAGGCCCACCUCCUUCUACAUCUCUUCCUCGCCCGACGAAGUGGCUUUGGUGGAAGGAAUGAAAAGACUGGGUUACACCUAUCUGAGACUGAAAGACAACCACAUGGAGAUUCUCAACAAAGACGACGAGAUUGAAAGGUUCGAGCUGCUGCAUGUACUCAAUUUCGACUCUGUAAGGAGAAGAAUGAGCGUCAUAGUCAAAUCAAGCUCAGGAGAAUACCUGCUGUUCUGUAAGGGCGCAGACUCGUCCAUUUUCCCACGGGUGGUGUCUGGGAAGGUGGAGCAGGUUAAAGCCCGUGUUGAGCAGAAUGCUGUGGAGGGGCUGCGAACCCUGUGCGUCGCCUACAAAAGGCUGUCGACGUCUGAAUACGAGGAGGCGUGUCAUCACCUGACGGAAGCCAAACUGGCCCUGCAGGACAGGGAGCAGAGGCUGGCACAGGCUUAUGACAUCAUCGAGAGGGACUUUGUGCUGUUGGGCGCUACGGCUGUGGAGGACAGGCUCCAGGAGAAAGCUGCAGACACGAUUGAAUCACUGCACAAGGCUGGGAUGAAAGUUUGGGUCCUGACAGGGGACAAGAUGGAGACAGCAGCGGCGACCUGCUACGCCAGCAAGCUUUUCCGUCGCAGCACCCAGAUUCUGGAGCUGACAAAGAAACGAACAGAAGAGCAGAGUCUGCACGAUGUUCUGUUCGAGCUAAACAGGACUGUUCUCAGACAACGCUCUAUUUCUGGGUUGUCAGUCGAUUGCCUCGACUUUGGUCUGAUCAUUGACGGGGCCACUCUCUCUGCUGUACUGAAGCCCAACCAGGAGGGUGCUGCUCAUGGCAACUACAGAGAGAUCUUUCUUGAGAUCUGUCGCAACUGCAGUGCUGUUCUCUGCUGUCGAAUGGCACCGCUGCAGAAAGCGCAGAUUGUGAAGCUGAUUAAGGCUUCUAAGGAACACCCCAUAACCCUCGCCAUCGGCGAUGGAGCCAAUGAUGUCAGCAUGAUUUUAGAAGCACAUGUGGGCAUUGGAAUCAUGGGUAAAGAGGGCCGUCAGGCAGCAAGAAACAGUGACUAUGCCAUCCCAAAGUUCAAACACCUGAAGAAGAUGCUACUUGUACAUGGCCAUUACUAUUACAUCCGAAUUGCUGAACUUGUUCAGUACUUCUUCUACAAGAAUGUAUGCUUCAUAUUUCCUCAGUUCCUGUAUCAGUUCUUCUGUGGGUUCUCCCAGCAGCCUCUGUACGACACAGCCUACCUAACGUUGUACAACAUCAGCUUCACCUCACUCCCCAUCCUCCUCUACAGCCUGGUUGAGCAGCACGUAACCAUAGAGACUCUUAAAAGGGAGCCCUCCUUGUACAGGGACAUAGCUAAGAACUCUCUCCUGCGCUGGCCUGUCUUCCUGUACUGGACGUGCCUGGGUGUGUUCGACGCUGUUAUCUUCUUCUUUGGUGCCUACUUCCUGUUUGACAACACCACAUUCACCAGCAAUGGCCAGCUUAUGACCACCAACACACAAAUGAUGUUUGGGAAUUGGACAUUUGGAACUCUUGUCUUCACUGUGCUGGUGUUCACCGUGACGCUCAAGCUUGCCUUGGAUACACACCACUGGACCUGGAUCAAUCACUUUGUCAUCUGGGGGUCAUUACUUUUCUACGUCAUUUUCUCUCUUCUCUGGGGAGGAAUCAUUUGGCCAUUCCUGAACUACCAGAGGAUGUAUUACGUGUUCAUGCAGAUGCUGUCAAGUGGUCCAGCCUGGCUCAGCAUCAUCCUGCUUAUUACGGUCAGCUUGCUGCCUGAUGUCAUCAAGAAAGUCCUCUGCAGGGCCAUGUGUCCCACAGCAACCGAACGUGCACAGGAACAGGAGAAGCUGGUGCGGGGUGGUGUGGCUGAGUUGACUCCACUGUCGUCUCGUCGAUCCUACAAAGGCACGAACUCGGACUCCUCUCACCUCCACCUUGGCGCAGCAGAGGCUCUGUCGCUCCGCAGGUCUGAUCCCCUUCCCCAGAAACUCCUGGCCCACUUGACAGAAGGGGGAGGGGCAGACCUGUGCGCCCUCAGCCCCUACGUGCUCCGUCUGUCCGGGGCGGGAUUCGCCCACUACGCUCCAGGGCCAGAGACCUCCGUGUGAACAGAAACGCAUACUCUGAAACUUUUACGUAUGCGAGUCUUUUGGGCUACAUCCCAAGAUGUGCGACCAAGUUCUACAUCUCAAGGAUCAAGGAUUUAUUGAACAAAAUACAAACCAUCAUGUUCAGACACAUCGAAAGCAUGGGUCGUCCAUGCUGAGUUCAGUUCACCAUGUGCAUUUUCUGGAUAACCCUUUAGAUUUUAUUUUCCUAACUCCUCAUUCACAUACUUUAGUGACAUCUUUUGGUUUCUAUCUGGUCCCUGUGUUUCAUCAGAUUUUCUAUCCCGACUUUUUUUGUGAAAUUACUUGAAAAAGUCUAUGAACAAAAGAAGAACCAUGUUCAAAGGUGCAUUUUUUUCAUGCACUAGAGAGCUGUCCUGUUUCAACACAUCCACAGUCGGACCAUUUUGUAGUCCUCGUUCUCGUCACGUUCUUGCCUGUUCCUUCACCACCUCGUCUUUUUUGUGUCUUUGUAAAUGUUUGUUGAAAUGUACAGUCUGUGGUCUGGCCAAGUAAGGGCAGCCCUUAAGUUCAGCCCUUUAGGUGUGCGUGCGUGUGCAUGUGUGCGAGUGAAUGAGUGCUUGCAUGCAUGAAUAUGCCUGUUACUGUAUGUUUGUUUGUGACACACCUUUGCCUUACAGGUACCACACAGCAGCAGGCUAGGAGCCAAAGGAGAAAGGUGUAUAAAAAAUAAAUUUAAAAAAAGCAGAAGUGGUGUAUUACAAAGCCUUAGACACACACAUACGCUCAUCAGCUGUAGGAGAGAAACGGGGAAAAUCUGAAGAGGGUUGUGCAGUAUUCUUGCCACCCUGCCUUAAUUCAUACCUACAUAUUUUCGGUGGAUUAUUGUUAUUGGUCUGGUUAACAGGUCUGGGUGUAUGAGGGUUUAGAGGCACCAACACUUUAUAUUAAACUACACUUAAUCAACAAUGACUGGUAGUUAAUUAUAUCCAUAAUAGUAGCACAUUGGCUCUUUAUUAUUCAUUGCGAAGUUGUAUGCUACCCCUAUCAGGCCAUUCUCUCAAGUUUUACAUUAAUAACCUCCUAACUGAUACUGUUAGUAAAGAAGGGAGUUCUUUUACAUGAGUUCUGUUUAGUAUUUGCUUUGCUCAGUGUGGGCCUUAUAAGGUAAAGGUACCACAAGAAAAAUGUAUUCUUCCUUAAAAGCAUGUUAAAAUUUUAUUUAGUCUCACAAAACAAAAAAUAGCAAGUGUUAAUAGUGGCAUUUUAGUCUUCAGUCUGUACAAUAAGCAAAAUUUGCUGCAUAGUCCAAAGUCAUUUAGAUUUACUUGUGCUUGUAUAAAGAUUUUUUAGUAUAGGAUUGAAAUCUUUGUAUACAUGAAAAACAAUACCACAAUAUUUAUUUUUACAAAACAUUCCACAAAUUAGCUUUAUGAUUGGAUGGAAUUUGUUGACAAAUAUCUAUCCAGUCUAUUUUUAAGACCAGGGCAUCCUUUGGUAAUUAGUUCCUUUGAUAUUUUACUCUAUCUUUUUCUUUUGUCUUUUCAGAGUAACAGUUUAGUGGUAUUAAGUUCCCUUUAAAAUCAGACUGAUUAUCCCCAAAGUGGACGACUGACUUGGGUGCAUUAUUAUAUAUUCUGUGAACAAGCUUUAUAGACCCAUUAUUGUUAAAACUACUCAUUUACAAAAACUCCGUUCCUUAAUAUCAAUAAGCAGUUAUUCACAGGUUAUUGAGAUAAUGGCUUAAUAGCUGUAGAUUAUAUUUAUCCAGGGUAUGGCAUUAAUAAGUGCUUUAUAAUGGUCAAUAAAAAGCCAAUAUCCAUGCUUCUAGUUAAUGUUGAAUGUGCAAACUUUAAUAUAAAGUGUUACCUUCAGGGCGUAUAUACCUGUCUAACUGGUACAGUGUGUUUAUUAUUCUAUUCUUUCUACCUUUACAAGUAUAUCAACCUAUGUUUUGUUUCACAUCAGCUGGUGUAGCAUGUCAAAUCUCUGCUGCAUGUGUAUCUCUUCCUUUUUUUUUUUUUUUUUUUUUUUUUUUUUAACUCCAUCACAUUUUUUUCCUCCUUAACAAUAUGCACACUGUACCUGCUCCUGCCUCCAUGUGGACAUGUGGGGUAACAGCAGCGUUGUCAAUAAGAAAAGUACCGGCAAACAGAGGCAGUGCUGCCUCACAGCUCGGGGACUCACGGGGUCUUUAUUUAUGGAUGUCCUAAAUGACUUGCUAUUCCUCCCUGUUGCAUUGUGCUUGUACGUUUGCUGCCAUGCUCUGUGUUAUGCAAAAGUCUGAUCUAUGAGAAUGCUAAUGUCACGUUGUCACAUUAUAGGGGUAUUUUCUCUGUGUUGCAUUAAUCCAUGACUUGUUCUGUACUGUUGCAAAAAUUAUUGAUGGCGGUCACUGUUGAUGUAUGGAUGUAACUUAAACUUUUGAUAUAGUAUAUUUUAGUGAGACGGGGUGUUAUAGUCGGUCGUAGGUUAAGAGGGAGACUUGAAAAGGCGAUGUCACAAUCAAAUCAAUAGAAUGUUGAACUGAUUUGUCCAUCAUGUCCUCCAGCUGAAGAUUGUAGCUCAUUAUGGAUGAACCUCUUUUCUGCAUUUCUAACAUCUGAACUUCUCUUUGUCCAAAGCAUAUCUGUCGCAUUACACAGCGGGUUACUCGGGAUGUCAAUGAAUGUCAGACUCCGAAGCAUUUUUGUAUGUUUAUAGCCUACAGUUUAUUUUCAUACAUAUCACCAUCUGCCAACAUGUACAGUAUAGAUUGAAUAGCAGGUGUUCUGUAUUUUUUAUUUUUACUGGGCACAGAUGUUUUAUCAGUUCAGUUAGAGGUCUGGAUUUGUUGCGUUCACUUUUCACUCAAAAGCCCACAAGUCUUCUGUGUCAGUGUUUUGACUUGGGGCUUUUCAACGUCCUGACCUCAGUAGAUUAAUGGAAAGGCCUUGGUGCUUGCCAUGCAAUGUCCCACCUCACUGUGCUGUUGCCAUAUUCUUUUCAGACAUAUUCUAAAUCUCACAUACCGGUCCCAACACAGUAUUGCUGUACUGUAAGGCUGUACUGUUUUGCUUUCAUGAUGUGAUAAUGAAGUUUAAAGUCAUGUUUAUUUUUGUCCUCCGCAGCUCAAUUUUGUCUUUUUUUUUGUGUGUUGUUCAUCUGUAUUCUUUAUUUUUGUGUGAAUAUUUCUUUUGCUACUUUUGUAUCCCAGAGAGAAGACUAUAUUUUAACUCUGUUAGAAUGUUUGUUCAAGUUUUAACCAAAAUAAGAGCAACAUAUUCGUUUAUUAGAGAUUUACCAAUAGGUAUACACACUGCACUUUGUUCUGCAACAGAUCCGUUUGCCCCCUGAAAAAGGUCUAUUGUCUGUCAGCUGGGGUUUGUAAGUGUUCACUCUUCCUCACAAGUUAUUUUUAAAAGAAGAUUGUAGUAGGCGAGAAAAAAAAAAAGUGACCAAAUAACUUGACUAGGAAUGAACUGUUUGUAGGUGUCAGCCUCUGUGUCAAAUGGGUUUAUCGCACCAGCCUUCUACUGCUGAACAGAAUGUCAAACUGCUUUUCUAAGUCCAUCAGCACAACAGCAGGUGCUCAUCCUGUCACUCCUGAGCUUGGCAAAGGUUUGAAAUGUCAACAUCUGUGCUCUGGACAGCACGCUUCAUAUCAUACCUUCAGUAUAGCACUGUUUGUAUUACUAAACAGGUUUUGAGAUUUUUUGUUUUCUUUUUGGAUAAAGAUUUUAAAAGUUCAUUUGUUGACUUUUUGCCAGCCUGUCUGUAGCAAAUGAGGGCAAAGCACUGUAUUGUCAUUCUGCUUGUAAUAAAGAAAGAGUGGAAACACAA
This is a messenger RNA of Sphaeramia orbicularis (orbiculate cardinalfish), 7824 nucleotides long. Its product is annotated as probable phospholipid-transporting ATPase IH. The transcript is spliced from 30 exons. Bases 430 to 4041 code for a protein of 1203 amino acids. Gene Ontology annotation, molecular function: ATP hydrolysis activity; magnesium ion binding; ATPase-coupled intramembrane lipid carrier activity. Gene Ontology annotation, biological process: phospholipid translocation. Gene Ontology annotation, cellular component: endoplasmic reticulum; recycling endosome; plasma membrane. The record is from RefSeq and is a predicted model, not a curated record. NCBI's taxonomy places the organism in Eukaryota, Metazoa, Chordata, Actinopteri, Kurtiformes, Apogonidae.